Molecule: messenger RNA, 1045 nt
Organism: Caenorhabditis elegans
Lineage: Eukaryota; Metazoa; Nematoda; Chromadorea; Rhabditida; Rhabditidae
Gene: nssp-73
Product: Activin_recp domain-containing protein
Exons: 3
Coding region: 89-463 (124 amino acids)
Source: RefSeq, marked reviewed
UUUCAGACUCUCAUUAUCAGUUCGUCUAAAUGCUGUCCAAACUGUCGAAUGAAUAAAUCAAUAACAUUGGUGGCGUUAUCAGUGUACUAUGCCUAAUGGUCCCCUCCUACUGCUUACAUUGCUCCUGAUUAUGGUGCGACUGACUCAUUGUCUUCUAUGUCUAGAAGGUUCCGAUUGCGUAAUGGAUGCCUCAUGCGGUGAAUGCUCUGGAGUAGCGUGUGCUCGAAUUGUAUCACAUAAUUUGGACGAUAAUCGGGAGGUGGCGCUGACGUGUCUACCAUAUGAUACAAGAAACUUCCACAAAAAGCAACUAGAAGAGGAGGGAUGCAAAGUGAUUGGUGAUCGGCAAACGUGCAUAUGCUAUAAUCAUGACUAUUGUAAUUCGUCUUCAAAACACUUCAACAUUUACGGUUUUCCAUCUCUUUCAUUUUUAUGUUUCUUUUUAUUUUGUUUUUUUCUAUAACAGUGUUUGUGUGAUGCAAAAGAAAAGUGAAACACGUUUUUUGAAAGGGAAAAUUUUUGGGAACGAUGAACGGAAUGGAAUGUAGAGAGGGAAAAGUGAAUUAUGACAAAUUACCGAAUUUGUUUGUGGGGUUAAACAUUGAAAACGGGUAUAAAAUGUACUGAUUUUUGAGAUUGCUUUAUUUUACCCGGUUUGUUGGAUUCGAUUAGUCAAUUGGAACCACUCGAAUUUGAUCAGUUUUGAAUUUGCAGAAUAAUUAGUAACAAAAGUAGUAGACUUGGAAAAUAUAACGUCUAAAUUUUCAGCUUGUAAGUUUUUUGAAAACAUCAAAGUUUGAAGUUCGCGCAAUAAAAUUUUGAAAACAUUUAAAAUUUCCUGAAAGAAUGUUAGAAUUCCGAAACAAUUUAAAAAUUCAAAUUUGAAUUUCCCGCCACAAGAUUUUCUAAAUGUCGAAACUUGAAAUGUGAGCCCAAACUUUUAUUUAGAAAAAAAUUCCCGCCGAAAAUUUUUUCUGAUAGGAAGAAAAUUUGAAUUUUCCACCAACAUUUUUUUUUACAAUUUUCAAUAAACAAUCUAUAAAUU